Messenger RNA from Pieris napi, 2164 nucleotides. It is a transcript of the gene Rab4, whose product is annotated as ras-related protein Rab-4B-like. Lineage: Eukaryota; Metazoa; Arthropoda; Insecta; Lepidoptera; Pieridae. Gene Ontology annotation, molecular function: GTP binding; GTPase activity. Gene Ontology annotation, biological process: regulation of endocytosis; Rab protein signal transduction. Gene Ontology annotation, cellular component: endosome. The transcript has 4 exons. Bases 200 to 844 code for a protein of 214 amino acids. The record is from RefSeq and is a predicted model, not a curated record.
AAUUUCAAGUGUAAAAUGUGAAAUGUCUAUCUUUUGAUUUUGUUGUUUGUCUUUCAAAAUAAAAUGAUAACAUUGCACGAAUAUGUUACGUAGAUCAUAAAUUUAUUAUUAUAAAAUAUUUUCUGAUACAUCUACGAAGCAUUAGUUCAGUGCUGUUUAAUUACGCUGCUAUAAAGCUUCAGAAGAGUUUGUUUUUGAGAUGACGGAAUCGUAUGAAUACUUAUUCAAGUUCCUUGUCAUUGGAAGCGCUGGCACAGGAAAAUCUAGUCUUCUUAACAAUUUUAUUGGAAACAAAUUUAAAGAAGAUAGAUGCCACACAAUCGGCGUAGAGUUUGGUUCAAAAAUUGUUAACAUUGGUGGAAAAUCUACCAAACUUCAAAUAUGGGACACAGCUGGCCAGGAAAGGUUUAGAUCUGUAACACGGUCAUAUUACAGAGGAGCAGCAGGGGCUCUGCUUGUAUAUGAUACAACAUCCCGUGAUUCUUAUAAUGCCCUUGCAAAUUGGCUAAGAGAUGCUCGCACCUUAGCUAGUCCUAACAUAGUGAUAUUAUUGGUGGGUAAUAAAAAAGAUUUAGAAGAAUCUAGAGAAGUCACAUUUUCAGAGGCUAGCCAGUUUGCACAAGAUAAUGAGCUGAUGUUCCUUGAAACAAGUGCUAAAACUGGAGAGAAUGUAGAGGAAGCUUUUCUAAAAUGCUCCAAAACAAUUCUUGCUAAAAUUGAGACUGGUGAAUUAGAUCCAGAGAGAAUAGGAUCUGGUAUUCAGUAUGGAACUGGAACUGCAAAAAGAAUAUCUGCACCAAAGCGUCCAUCUAGGACUCCAUCAGAUUGUGCUUGCCGAGUUUAAUACAAUAAUUAAUUUAUAUUUUGUAUUGGAAAGUUCUAAAGAAGACUGUCAUGAAAUGGAAUGGAUAUUAGUAAUAGGUGUGUAGAUAAUUUUUUAGUUUCACUAAACAACAAAAUGUGAGUGAUUCUAUAAUGUUACACAAUUCUCUAAUCAUGAAUUUUAAUACUGUUAGUGAAUGUUACCUAUUACAUCCAAGAUUUGUCUAGGUCUUCGACAUGUAAAAAAUUGUUUAUAUGACACUAUUUAAUAUAAGAAUUGUAUUCCAACUAAGUUUGGAUAUUGCAAGCAUGGAUUGAGUCUCAUAAGUUUUAAUUGAAAUUGAAAAUCACUUAAGUACUGAUUGAUGACUGUAGUAAGAAUAAUGUAUAUUUUAUUUUCAACAUUAAUAACUGGAUGUGAUGUAUAGUUUUUCAAUAUUAGUCGUAGAAAGACUUUAAAAUUAAAUUAAGUUAUAUACUCAAUUGAAUUUUUACACCUGAUAGCACUACUUACAACAUAACCAAAAUAAUUUAAUAGAAUUGUUUUUCUCUAAAUACAGCAAACGUUAUCUUUCACCUAUUCAUGAGUGCCAAUUUAUUCUCUAUUUGAGCUAUAGACAGCAAACAAAUAGUUUAAUGUUAGAGUUUAUACUCUCGGUUUCAAUUUAUAUUCACAGAUAAACAAAUACCAAAGCAUUGCUAAGCAAUAAGAUUGAUAUUGAUGAUGUUGACAAAACCAUGGGAGCAUGAUCUUGACUUGUAACACUUUAAGUUUUGUGUAAAUAUUUUUCUAUGUAUCAUUAUGUUCGUAAUUCCGGAUAUUGUAUCUAGCGUGUUGUGGUGUAAAAUUCUCCUCUUUCAAAAAUCAUUUGAUUAGCUCAGCUGAAGAAUUCUAUAAGACAUUCAAAGUUGAGAAAUAUAUUUCCAGUGCUCUCUUUGUCACUAAAAUAUGUUUAAAUAACAUUCCGUGACAUGUUUUAAAACAAUCUCAUAAUGAUCCCUCCUUUAUUUAAUUUUUUCCUUCCAAGUGAAUAUUAGUCAUUAAGUAGUUUUUAUUUGUUCCCUUUAAAAUAAAGCAAGUAGGUAACCAGUAAUUAAACAUUUAAGGUUUUAUUUCUAUCACUUUCUUCAACAAUAAUGUGCAAGAGCAAAUAAGUAUUCUAACUUAUGCUUUAAUAAACUACAUACUUGUUAUAUUUUACUGUGGAAGAGACUUAUACCACCAAAAAUGUAUACAAUUUCAUCAGUAUAUUAUGCACUAAUCUUUGUAGGAGGGUAAGAUUCACUUUGUAUUUUAGUGCACAGUCAUCGAUGUAUUGUGACAAUAAAGUGAUAAAAAUAA